This is a messenger RNA of Amoebophrya sp. A25, 321 nucleotides long. The record is from the annotation of a GenBank genome assembly. Lineage: Eukaryota; Dinophyceae; Syndiniales; Amoebophryaceae.
GGCAGAACAGUUGCGGCUCGGCAACAAGGAAGAGGCCAAGCAGCUGCUCAAGCAGAUGAAAUGGACCGAGAAGCGGGACCAGAACGCUUUUGCCGAGAGGGCCUGCAGGGAGGCAGAGGAGCACUUCGCCAAGAGCGGACAGGCCCCUGCAGUAGCGAAGAUAUCAGCCCUUGGGGGGAGGAAGGCCAAGGGGCACAGCGGAGGCCGCUCGAAGAUAAGCGAAACACUGCAACACGAAGGGGAGGUCGCUUACACCGCCAGGGGCAAGGCGGAGCUACACCGGGCUUUUUUCGAGGCAGUCUUCACCGGAGAGGAGCCGCC